Cyprinus carpio (common carp) is the source of this 1065-nucleotide messenger RNA. RefSeq names its product acylphosphatase-like. Bases 341 to 832 code for a protein of 163 amino acids. Gene Ontology annotation, molecular function: acylphosphatase activity. NCBI's taxonomy places the organism in Eukaryota, Metazoa, Chordata, Actinopteri, Cypriniformes, Cyprinidae. The record is from RefSeq and is a predicted model, not a curated record. The transcript has 4 exons.
UACUGUAGGCCUACUGUAAGUAUUGCAGUGCAGAUCCAGUUUAGAAAACUCUCGUUUUCUCCUCCAGGGGGCGCUUGUUAGCUUCUCAGGGAUGUUUUCGUCUUUUUUUAUCUUUCACAUGUCAUACUUUUAAGGAUUGGAGUCUAUCAUACAAAUAGAAACCCAGUCCAAACAAUCUCUAUAAAAUAAUGUCUUAAAAGUCAUCAUUCUGUAACCACAGCGACUGUGAUUUGUCCAUCGUGACAAGCGUUGAGAAAAGUAACAGCGGUCACGUGACAACAGUCUGGCGCUGUAAGAACGUUGGGUCGCGUUACAUUUGCAAGUCGCGUCGCGUUUAUUUAUGAUUGUCUGUCAUUUAAACGUCUCUUGGACUUCUCUUUUGGUCCUAACCCUUGUCAUAUUGUUUGCAAUGUCUUCAGACGCCGGUGAUAAAUAUGUUUCUGUAGAUUUUGAGGUGUUCGGGAAUGUUCAAGGUGUUUGCUUCAGAAUGUAUACAGAAGCAGAAGCGGAGAAACUCGGCGUGACGGGAUGGGUAAAGAACACUAGACAGGGCACUGUGGUGGGACAGGUGCAGGGACAUCCUGAAAAAGUUAAAGAGAUCGUCACAGAGGGUUCGUGUGGAGAGACAGGAGGCGACGGGGCCCGGCACAUUCCAGAGCACCGAGGGGUCGCGUUUGCCCUCGGCAGGGACAGCAGACCUGUUGAACUGCUCUCAGCUGGCCCUGCUUUCAGCUCAACAGAUGUGGGAGAGAAAAGAGGCCCAGAGAUCAGCGUUCCCAGAGACAGAGGGGAACCCCUUUCGUUCGGCUGGGACAGCGAACUGAACACAUAAGAACAUGUACAGACCAUAUUGCACCUCAAAAGAAAAAAAUGUUGUAUAACGAAAGAAGAUUAUUUUCAUGAAGCCUGUAUAGCCUGCUCCUAAUUCUCAUUACAGUUAUGUAAAAAUAAUUAAUGUAUAUUAUUUGUAAUAGUAGAUAUCAUUGAUAUAUUAUAUAUAGAAUACACAAACUGAGGGACGAGUCAAAAUUAUUGUCUGUCGUAAUCAGCUGAGCUUAACUUGUA